Molecule: messenger RNA, 3310 nt
Organism: Heterobasidion irregulare TC 32-1
Lineage: Eukaryota; Fungi; Basidiomycota; Agaricomycetes; Russulales; Bondarzewiaceae
Exons: 6
Coding region: 293-3310 (1005 amino acids)
Biological process (GO): GPI anchor biosynthetic process
Cellular component (GO): endoplasmic reticulum membrane
Molecular function (GO): mannose-ethanolamine phosphotransferase activity
Source: RefSeq, a predicted model, not a curated record
CCCUCCUUCUCAGCUACGAUUUGCAGCAUUUACAGCAUAAAAACGGUCCAUGCCGCGCGUCUCCUCUAUCUUACUCCCCAGCGCCUCCGCAUAAUACCCGCUCUCACGAAACCUAGACUCAUACUUGUCAACUUGUCGUGGUAGACCCAGCGCAUACUCCAACUGCCGUGAUAAAAAAGCGUGCUUGAUAUUCUACACAAGCUCAACGGCUUUAUCUGUCAUACAGUUCAUUUUUUCGCAUCAGUGAAGGGGACAUCUUGACCUGCUGGGUUUUCAGUACUGACAGCGCAUCAUGUCACUGAAAACAUCGUCUGUACUCCUCUAUCUAUUUCUGCUGCAUUUGGCAGGAAUCUAUCUAUUUACGCGCGGGUUCCUGCUGACGCGCCUGUCGCUGGCAUCCUUCGCGUCCUGCGACGCGUCCUCUCCUUGUACUCUUCGUCCCACCCAUAGACGUGCCGUUUUCCUCAUCGUCGACGCACUUCGCUUCGAUUUUUUAUCCCCUAAUCCUCCCGAGCCACAUUCCCCUUACCAUCACAAUGUGCUGACGUUGCCUCGCGAACUCACCGCGCGAUAUCCGCAACACUCAUUCUUGUUCAACGCGUAUGCUGACCCUCCUACAACUACGCUGCAGAGGAUCAAGGGACUUGUCACGGGAUCUCUACCGACCUUCGUUGACAUGGGCCACAAUUUUGGUGGUUCGUCGAUUGCCGAAGAUUCCAUCAUACACCAGCUUCGUGUAGCAAACAAGACUAUCGCGUUCAUGGGAGACGACACGUGGUUAUCCGUUUUUCCCUCUUCAUUUCAUCCCGAGAUGCUGCACGACUUUGAUUCGUUCAAUGUGGAGGAUCUGCACACGGUUGAUAAUGGCGUCAUCGCCAACCUCAUCCCUCUUCUUACCAAUUCACCGCACGCAAAGUCGUGGGAUUUUCUCAUCGGCCAUUUCCUAGGCGUCGAUCACGUCGGGCAUCGCGUGGGUCCAGAUCACCCUGCAAUGAAAAGCAAACAGGAGCAGAUGAACGACGUUCUCGGCCGUGUCGUCGACGCCCUCGAGCCCGAUACUCUCCUCGUCGUGCUCGGUGACCACGGCAUGGAUCGGAAAGGCGACCACGGCGGAGAUGGCGAUCUUGAGGUCUCUUCUGGCAUGUGGAUCUACUCGAAAGGUCUCCCACUAUCUGUUGCAGAUGCAACGAUUCCCUCGCACCUACAGAAGACUGUCAUAUUUCCUGGGGCAUCUGUUCCGCAUCGCCGUGUUCAACAAAUCGAUUUGGUCUCGUCAUUAUCGCUCCUCCUCGGCCUACCCAUUCCGUUCAAUAACCUUGGCACUGUCAUACCUGAGUUAUUCUGGCGUGGCGAAUCGGGUAUCGAGUACGAAAAUGCACUCAGCUUGAACCUACGGCAGGUCAACGCGUACCUAGCAACGUACCGUGCAAGCUCUGCUGGCGGCGAGCUCGACGGCGUGUGGGAUGGCCUGCAAAAGCAGUGGGGUGCAGUCGUCAGUGCUGAACCAUCAGAGAGACGGGAGCAAUCUGUUGAGUACACGCGGUUGGCAUUGGAGACCUGCCGCUCGCUGUGGGCACAAUUCAACGUAGGACUAAUCGUGUUUGGCCUAAUCAUACUGGGCCUCAGUUCGGUAGUCGGAUGGGCGUUGGCGGGUGCCACACUGGGCGCCAUUGCUCACAUGCCGGUACAAGCAGUGUUUGGUUUCAAAGGAGUCUCUCUAAUCCAGUUCCUCAUCUUCGGUGCAUCUGUGGGCUCAGCUGUUGCUGUAAUUGCUACCGCUCCACCUCGUAUACAUCUUUCCUGGUCGCUCGUGCCACUUGUGCUUCAUCCGCUUGCGUUUCUCUCCAACUCGUACACCUUCUGGGAAGACCGCAUCAUUCCUUUCCUACUCCUCACCACAUCAGUUCCCGCAUUUUUGACAUCAUUCUCUGCACCAACCGCGCGCCUGCGCAGACGCAUACUCUUCUUCUCCGCAGUCUUCGCAGCUGUCACUUACUUCGCCGGCGGCACCGUUGCGUCACCACCCACCAUUGUCAUUGCGAUCAUCUGCCCAGCUUGUAUUUUCCUUCCCUUUGCAAUUCGACGGGUGCUCGCGAUUUCCAAAUCUGACAACGGUGUUGCGUCGAUCUUUCUACCUUAUAUUCUUACACCGACGCUCCUUGGUGGCACGGCGUAUUGGAUGGUGGAGUGGAUCGACAGCGCGCAGGCUCUUGGCGUAAGUGCGGAUCUGAGGCUACUGAGGACGAUCGUAGGGUGGUGUACGAUAGGUGGAAUGCUCCUAGCUGGUGGCGCCCUUUGGACCGCCGUCCCUGUCGCGCUACAUAUCACGACCGAGCGCGCACUACCUGGUUCUAGUCCUAAUGCUAAAGCACGCGUCACCAUUCUCGGAUUUGCCAACGCGUUCGGCGCGCCAUACCUCAUCUUUUGGUGCAUCGCGCUCGGGCUCACUUGGGCGGCCACGCAGCUCUCGGGCCAAGUUGCGCUUGGCUUCGGAACGUUGGCGUUGCUCGCACACCUCGAGGUCGUGGACAGCGUGCGAGAUGCCCGCGCGCUGCAGGAUGCUUUCAUAGCAGAUCCCGCGGCCGCUCUAGCACUCCUGCGUGCUCAGUCAGGGCAAGCCAUGGCGGAACUGCAGGGCCCAGGAACCACCGGUCUUGAGGCUCAAGUGACAUUCGAAGAGAUCGUCCCACUGGCGCUACUUGCAUUGCUGUCGUUCUUCGCGACAGGACACCAAGCGACUGUGCCGUCGCUGCAAUGGAAGUCGGCAUUCGUACUGAGCGCAAGCGUGACGUAUCCGUGGUCUCCGGCGCUUGUGCUGCUGAACACUGUCGGUCCGGUGGUCCUCUGUGCACUUGCAGUGCCAUUGGUCGCGCUGUGGAAUGUGGCGCCCCUACCUGUCGUAUCGGCGCCUGUGGACCCGAAGGCGGAGGAGGCGAAUGAUGGAAGAGUCAAAGUGGAAGAACCUGGUGCGCAGGUGCAUCGCAACGCGGUGCGGGCUUCCCUCGGCGUGAUGGUCUACUUCACUGCGCUGCUGCUCGGCGCAGCAGUGGGCGCGGCAGUGCUUCGCCGUCAUCUGAUGGUGUGGAAGGUGUUCGCACCGCGAUACAUGGCAGGUGCCAUGCACUUGCUCGCCGUAGAUGCUGGAGUUGUACUUGGAGUGCAUAUCGGGUCCUCCGUCGCCCUCCUCGCCACCUUUUUCAUCGGUCUGUCCUGCCAAAUUGAGCGCCCAAGCGUCUCCGGGUGGCAGCAGAAAACGAGCGAGCUGCCGUCCACGCUGCUCAAGGUGAUGGAUGAGAGUGGCGUCGUAUGA